AUGGGAGAGGACGCCCAGGCGCCCUCGGAGGCCGAGUUGCUGCGGUGCAGCGUCCCAGGCCGGAUCAAAGGGCCCAGGAGGCGGCAGCCCCGCACAGCUGUGUCUGCGCGGCCGCCCGCAGGAAGCACCGGGGCAGCCCUCGCGGCAGGCCCGGCCCCGGCCCGGCGAGGCUGCCGAGAGGCCCUGCGAGGCGCGCGCGCCGGCGGCGAACGGCUCUUCGCAGCCAAGUGCAGCGGCUGCAUGGAGAAGAUUGCACCCACGGAGUUCGUGAUGCGCGCGCUGGAGUGCGUGUACCACCUGGGCUGCUUCUGCUGCUGCGUGUGUGAGCGGCAGCUACGCAAGGGCGACGAGUUCGUGCUGAAGGAGGGCCAGCUGCUGUGCAAGGGCGACUACGAGAAGGAGAAGGACCUGCUCAGCUCCGUGAGCCCCGACGAGUCCGACUCCGUAAAAAGCGAGGAUGAGGAUGGAGACAUGAAGCCGGCCAAGGGGCAGGGCAGCCAGAGCAAGGGCAGCGGGGACGACGGGAAGGACCCUCGGAGGCCCAAGCGGCCUCGGACCAUCCUCACCACGCAGCAGCGGAGAGCCUUCAAGGCCUCCUUUGAGGUGUCGUCCAAGCCCUGCAGAAAGGUCCGAGAAACGCUGGCGGCAGAGACAGGCCUCAGUGUGCGUGUGGUCCAGGUCUGGUUUCAGAACCAAAGAGCAAAGAUGAAGAAGUUGGCUCGGAGGCACCAGCAGCAGCAGGAGCAGCAGAACUCCCAGCGGCUGGGCCAAGAGGUGCUGUCGAGCCGGAUGGAGGGCAUGAUGGCCUCCUACACGCCCCUCGCCCCACCGCAGCAGCCAAUCGUGGCCAUGGAGCAGAGUCCCUACGGCAGCAGUGACCCCUUCCAGCAGGGCCUCACGCCGCCCCAAAUGCCAGGUGACCACAUGAACCCCUAUGGGAACGACUCCAUCUUCCAUGACAUUGACAGUGAUACCUCCUUAACCAGCCUCAGCGACUGCUUCCUCGGCUCCUCAGACGUGGGCUCCCUGCAGGCCCGGGUGGGCAACCCCAUCGACCGCCUCUACUCCAUGCAGAGCUCCUACUUCGCCUCCUGAGGGCCUGCCAGGCCGCACGGACGGACGCUUGGGCCAGGGAUGAGGGGACGGCGGCCCAGGAGCUGCCCCACAGACUCUGCAGACAGCCAUAUGGUGCCCUCCCAGUGGCCAGCCAGGCCUGGCUGAAGUCCCCAGCGGGCACAACCAGAGAGGAAGAUGGGCACAGCCUGGGCAGGGGCCGUUCUGCUCACAGAGACCUUGACGCCUCCAGGGACCCCGCGCUCUCAGACGGCCACUCCCCUCCCAGCCCCACCAUGGCCGCCAUCACCUCCUUCUCCGGCCCUGUCUCUUUUUUGGGAAGCUUAAAUUCUCUCUAUUUUUUUAAACGUCCUGUCUGUGUCCAGCCGGCUGUGUGGCCGGGCCGGGGCCUCAGAGCAUGCCCAGGAUGCUGACGGGUGGCACUGUCCCUGUCCCCAGGAGGUACGAGUGUGCCCGUGUCCCUGACUGGCAGAUGCUCUGCCUCCUCCCCAGAGGGCAGGCCCGCCAGCCUGAUCCAGCCCACCUGGAACCCCAGAGAAGCCAGGCCCCCAGGGCUCUCCCCUGGAGAGGGCUCACCGGGGACACAGGUGCGGAGCCCCGGAGGGGGUCCGACUGAGUGGAGGCAGACACAGAGGGACAGAUACACCUACCAACACACGCACACUUAAAGGCACCACAGACAGACACACAGGCAUGCUGCAGGAAACAGAAAUCUCCCUGGUCUGCCCUGCCCACAGCAAGAAAUAGACGUGAGGCUAGGGUCAGAGAGAGGAGGCCAGGUAGGGGCAGGGCCCCCCCACCCCUCUUAGGGCAAUUGGAGAGGAAGGAAGGAGGAAUGGGAGUAGAGAGAAAGGACCGGAUAAAGUCAAAGCCCCAAGUGGGCCCCAACGGUGUCCCACCUGGUCCAGAUAGUGGCUACUUGAGUGGGCGGGGCCACCCAAGACCCAACCAACUCCAGGUCAAGACUGGGCCCCUGUAACCAAAAUAGGCUCCAUUCAAGAGCCUUCAAGUGGAAAGGGACCUCAAAUGUUACCUGCUUGGAACUCCAUCUGAUGUUUGACUCCUGCCCAAGCCACCUCUGCCUCCACUUGCAUACCUCCAACGACAGGGAGCUCACUACCUUAAUUGGGCCCCAAGUCUACUGCCUUUCUUCUUGGCUGCACCUCUGCCUCUUUCAGCCCUGAGUCUUCAGUUCUCUAAGCCAGGCCUUUCCAGCUCCUCCAGCAGUUCCUCUUGAAACUGUGGUCCCAUGCUCCUUUGGAAGGGCCAGACCCAACCUUGACAUUGACACCAGCCAGCCCAACGUGGCAGGCCCCUCCUCUGUCCUCUUCCGGCUCUGUUAAUGCGGCUCACAGGCCCUUCUGUAAGCGACUCCCCCGGCCCUCACAACAGCUAAGCCACAACAUGGAGUGGGGACAUGGGAGAUUUAGACUUGAGUUGCAGGCCCCGGACCUUUUUCUUGUCAAUGCCACCUUCUCUAACUCAGCGCACCCGGCAGGCUCUGCAGCCCGGCUCUGUGGGGGCCGGGCUGCCCUCCCACCCAUGCCCAUCGACCCUCGGAGUCUCACCCAGGCCAAGGUGGGCCCUGUGUGGAGCAGGACUGGACUGGGGCUCUCUUGCUAUCCAGGACUGGCCCAUUACCCAGCCCUCUUUGGAUGGUGGGUCGCAACUGCACGUCCAAGCGGCUCACCCACCAGGAGUUGUGCAGGACUUUGCCAAAGGCCUGCUGGGAACCAGAGGGGCAGUAGCAACGCCAGCCCCCCUCAGUUCAAACGAGGAAGCGAGGAGGAGGCUAGUGCGCCCUGUUCUCAGUGACCCCACUGUGCCCUCUUCCAGGUGCUCAUGGUCCCGCCUUUAAUUCACAAGUCCAGCCCAAGACUCCUCACCCUGAGGUGGCCUGAUUCCACCAGAGGGCACACACGGACCUCCUCUCUGCUCCGCCCACUUGGGUCCUCAACGUUCACCAAACUGCUAGUGGUUUGGCCUGGGGAAGCCCUGUUCCUCGGGAGCAGUAUACCCCUGGUGUCUGCAGGCCCCUCGCCCUGUCCAGGUGUCUGGGCUCGCCCUUGUCACGGGGAGGGGUGGUGGAUGGGAAGCCGGAGGCAAUAUCACCCCUCGGGUCUGAGCAGGCAGCCUGGCCCUUCUGUGAGCUUCCUGCUCUGCACAGCGCUACAGAGAGGGUCGCAGCCUUUCCCCCUGCAGCCUCAGCCCACCCAGGGCCCGGCCCAUACCUUGGCCCUGUGCCUCUCUGGCCCCUUGAGCAGCUGGCCAGAGGGAGCCCCCCACCUCUCUCCCUUUGCAUAUGCACAGUGAGUCCUGCACAGGGCAGCUCUGGGGGAGGCCUGGCCCAUAGCUCCCUUGGGAAAGGGUCAUUUUGUCCAUCCCUUGAGCUUUAAGCUGGCUCAGCUGCCCAGGAGAGGCAAAGGGACCUGGCCCGUCGUGUCUCACAGUCCACAAACGACCUUGGGGCUCCAAGCAGGAACAUUCGGCCUGUCUCCUCCUCUCCCCCUCUCCUUCCUCCAAGUCCUCACCAGGAUGACCUCUGGGUCAGGUUCAUGGUGUGUUCUUAGCCAAGUCUUGAUGGUCCCUGGGGUCAUCAGUGUCUGCUGGGCCCUCAACAAGUCCAGGCCUCCUGAGUCUACCCCAGACUCUCCCCUGUACCCCCCUCCGCCACCAUGCUAGCAGCUGGUCUGGGGCACUGGGGUCCGUGACCACAAAUGGUUAAGGCCAGAAGAGCCCCCUGGACAGGGGGGUGGGGCACAGAUGGCCAAGAUGCAGGGCCUGCUCAUGAGGAACUAUCUAGAAGGAGAAGCAGGCACUUGCCAUCUCUGAUUGCACCCAGUUCACUGCACCCAGAACCCCAGGCUCAGAGAGGGAAGAGGUCAGGGUCACCCCAUAGAAGCCCAGCGAGCCCGGGCUCUAGGGGGAGCUGAGGUGUGGGUGAGCAGGCUCUUCCCAAUGCAUGGGAGGCAGCACAGCUGGGCCCACCCCGACACACAACCCCGCCUUGCUAAGGGACCCAUUAGCACCUCGGAGCUGGCGGUGUGGAGCCCAAGAGAAGAGACAGUGUAACCAACUGGCCUCCAGAGAUGGGCAGGUGGUGAGAGGCAGAAGGGCGAAUCUGGGGGUCAGGGAGACUCAGAGGGAGGACGGUAUCUGGCCUGGGUCCCACAGAGUCAGGACAGAGUAGGGCCCAGUGCCGGACUCCUGCCCCAGACAGAACCUUGCCUUUCUCUCCCUCACCCCCC
Messenger RNA from Echinops telfairi (small Madagascar hedgehog), 4322 nucleotides. It is a transcript of the gene LMX1B, whose product is annotated as LIM homeobox transcription factor 1 beta. Gene Ontology annotation, cellular component: nucleus. Gene Ontology annotation, molecular function: DNA-binding transcription factor activity, RNA polymerase II-specific; RNA polymerase II transcription regulatory region sequence-specific DNA binding. NCBI's taxonomy places the organism in Eukaryota, Metazoa, Chordata, Mammalia, Afrosoricida, Tenrecidae. The record is from RefSeq and is a predicted model, not a curated record. The coding region runs from base 1 to 1095 and encodes 364 amino acids. The transcript is spliced from 8 exons. Gene Ontology annotation, biological process: neuron differentiation; regulation of transcription by RNA polymerase II.